CCCGGGUGCCUUGGUGUGAAGCCCAACUCAGCAGUUCUGACUGCGGCGGGGUUCUCUUCACGUCUCAUCGCCAACUUUACUACGCCCUCAACUACUGUCUAUAACACCCAAAGAAUCCAGUCCCGUUAUGUAAGAACCGUCUCAAAGAAGGAACACCGAAGGAAUACCGCCGACAACGUGCAGCAGAUUCAGUCGACAGUCGACAUCACAACCAUGGAGCCGCCGUUUGACGCAUACUCGAACCCACACAACUUCCCCCUAACAGUACAUUAUCAGUCCGAAUACCUCCCAUCUCCUCAAGCAUCGGAGCAGGCAGACCAGCAGCGGAGCCAUGUCACAACCACGAAACACAAGCAGGCUUCCCCUUCCUGCUCCAGACCACCCCGUGUGUCAAAACCUCUAGCCUGUACCGCAUGCCGGAGGAAAAAAGUCAAGUGCCAUCCCAACGCCGACGGUCGACCAUGCCGUCUCUGCCUCCGCGCCGGGAAUGGUGCGGAGUGUACUUACCCGGCCAUCGACGAGCGGAAACUCUCCAACUCGCGUAAGCUCAUCGGCCAGCUCUACGGCCGCAUCGCCGCACUUGAAGCCGCGAUCCGGAACCACCGGUGCCACACGCUGCCCCCGGAGGCUGGAGGAAUUGAAAUUGGAGCGACGGCGACGGCGACGGCGACGGCGACGGCGGAUGAAUGGCUCGCGCAGCAAGGACGGCCUCUCAUGCCGUCGCGCCCACCGUUAGCACCGCUUGGGGGAGCCGAGGGGGGGCCGCAUCACCUGGAAUCCGACCCGCAUAGUCCCGUGUCGUCGACGACGGGGACGUCCGGCGCUGAGGAUAUGAUGUUCAUGUUGUGUGGGGAGGACCGCUCGAUGGGUUAUGCGAGCUUCCACUUCACGGCCACCACUGGAAUGGAGCGUGUCAUCCGACACGUUCAAGUUGACACUCGGAGACUCGGUCGCAACUAGGCCGCCCAAGGUUGUGCCGGAUGGAGUCCCCCCCAGCCCCUGUUUCCAGCGUUCGUCGGGUCAAUCCAUCAUACCGACUCACACCGUUCGACUUGCUUGCAUUGCCUUGCAUCCCAAGCCAAAGUUAGUGAGAGAUAGACAGUUUAGCCAUUCCCGGGCGAGGGUAUCCUAUGACCUAUCCCCGCAAUUUGGCUGCC
This is a messenger RNA of Sodiomyces alkalinus F11, 1157 nucleotides long. RefSeq lists its product as hypothetical. Gene Ontology annotation, molecular function: DNA-binding transcription factor activity, RNA polymerase II-specific; zinc ion binding. The record is from RefSeq and is a predicted model, not a curated record. The coding region runs from base 214 to 960 and encodes 248 amino acids. Gene Ontology annotation, biological process: regulation of DNA-templated transcription. The transcript is spliced from 3 exons. Lineage: Eukaryota; Fungi; Ascomycota; Sordariomycetes; Glomerellales; Plectosphaerellaceae.